Amoebophrya sp. A25 is the source of this 1790-nucleotide messenger RNA. The record is from the annotation of a GenBank genome assembly. Lineage: Eukaryota; Dinophyceae; Syndiniales; Amoebophryaceae.
CUUGGAGAUGCAGAAAAUCUUCUUGGAGGUACACGUACACCUGUUGGGGCGGACGAGGUGCUGGAGCUUGUCAAUCCAGCACAGCUAAAUACUGGUCCUUCCUUGUUUCCGACAACUUCUUUAUCACCCGUGGCUGAGUUUGCUGUGCUGUCCCCGGAGGAGCGUUCGCAGGAACUGCGCACCGUAAUGCAAGAUCUGAAGGACGAUGUCAGGGACAUCACUGAUUAAGGCUACCGCAGUAGGUGCAUCCUCGUGAAAAAUAUCGAUCCCUGACUACUUAUUUUCCUGAGUGAAAAUAAGGCCAGGGAUGUUGACCCAAGGGAAGAUGCGAAGCCGGUUACCGCUCUAAAAUGAAAAGUUUGAAACGAUCAUGAUGGAGGUCCUCACCUCAGGCAGUGACAGCACCGACGUAGCCGAGAUUGCGUCUCGUCUCCGGAGGCUGCAAACCCGGUUGACACUGAUUAAGCAGGUGACAACCACUCUACAAGAUGAGCAGUAUCUCAACCGGGCUUACUGGCCUACACCAGAUUUCUUGCUGGAUGAGGAUUAUGAGGAGCACGCGAAGGAAGUGCAAGAGAUCAAGUGGACACUGGUGAACCCGCUUCAGGAUGAAAUCCAAGCACGGCUCGCCAAUUUGAUUCCUCGGCAAGAAGAUAUGAAAGAAAAAAGUGCACUCACUGACACUCAAAAAAAGUGGCUAUAAUUUUCCUACUUAAUAAAUCCUCUGCAAUUCCUUGAGUGUGAGUGCACUUUUUCGCUUCAUAGAAGAACAGGCAGUCCUCGAGGAAGAAGCUACUUUUGCAGGAGAUGAAUUCGAAGAAGAACCUCCUAAUGAUCAUCUUAAGGCAUAGCCAAGCGAGCAUCCUCAGCUUCAGGAUCCCUCAAUCCUCAGCUUGAGGGUUCAGGGAUCCUCUCAGGGAUGCACGUCGGUAGCUCUAAUGAUCCAAAUGGUGAAGAAGAUUCCAAUGCUUCUCGUCCAACAGGAAACGGUUCGUCGCCUUCAUCACCUAGAGUUAAGGCUUCCCUAAGAUCAGAUAAAAGUUAAUUAUCCUCUCUACAUUCUAACUCCUUCGAAAUACUGGUCCUGAAAAGUCCUAGGUUCAUCUUAUUGAUGUUCCAACAUCGUCAUUAGAUACAAGGACUGCUCCAUCGAUCUUCAUAUGAUAGAAGUGGACUCCAUGAUGAUGAUGGAGAUGGAGUCCACUUCUCUCAUCAGAUAGAAGAGCUGUGGUCUCCUUCCAUUAUUGCUUAGGCGAAAUUAUAGGAGGAAAAGGAGUACCGGUCGAAUGAAUCCCCUUCGCAAGAACAAGAUCCCAUCAUCAAACUUGAUCCAAACUAGUGAACAGUUCCAGAGUUCUUAGAUUCUGAUGACCCUUGUUCUUUCAUCUUAGAUUCUAGAUGUCUGUAGAAAAUGUGGAUGACCCUUGUUCCCUAGAGGAUGGUAUGCUAGAUCCCUAGAGGAUUCGAGCUCUAAUAAUGGAAGUGACGACGAGGUGGACGACGAGGACGACGUUCGCCAGGGUGAAGUAGACGUUUACGAGAUGUCACCCGACGAACGCGGAAGACUCGCGGAGCACCUACGCACUGAAAUGGAACAUCUCAACGACGAUGUAAGCAAUAUUCGUGAAGACUUCGAGGAGAUGGAGGAGGAGGACGGUACCGACACCGAGGAGACGAUGGCGGCUCUCCAAGACCUGCGACAAAAGCUGCUCGACGUUAUUAACGCCACAGAAUUUUUCGACGAGAAGUACCUCAGCAACGAGGAUGAGUGGCCUGGGGACGAAUGGAAG